Molecule: messenger RNA, 628 nt
Organism: Lottia gigantea (owl limpet)
Lineage: Eukaryota; Metazoa; Mollusca; Gastropoda; Lottiidae
Exons: 1
Coding region: 1-603 (200 amino acids)
Source: RefSeq, a predicted model, not a curated record
AUGGCGGCGCUUAUGUUUACAAAUACACCCAGUAUUCAAAAAGCCGUAUCUUUGAUAAAUAAUUUGGAUAAUUCAAAAGUUUCUUUAUUGCUUUCCAGAAUUUUAUCAAAACUUUACGUCUCGGAAAGCAGACCGUUUUCAGAGGAGGAAGAAUCCAAGUUGCAAGGUGCUUUGGAUGUGUCAGGUGAUGAUCUUGGUCUGAUUUUGGAAACUUUGGAAUUUUUUGUUCAACAGGCAGCAUACCAUUCGGCAAAGCCUCAAGUUUUGGCCAGUCAGUUGAAAGGGCUUGAAAUAAAUGAAGAUAAAGUGGAUUGCAUUGUGGAAGUGUGGUCAAAUGGUGCUUAUGAAGUGAUUAAUAGACUUAAAAGUAAAGGGUUAGCCCCUAAAGUGUUAGAAGAUAUAAAUUGGAGACUUAAUUUACAGUUGGCACAAUCAUCAAAGGUGAAACUUAAAGCACCAAAUACUUUAAUAGAACUAGCAUUAAAAAGUGAAGAUAGUGAACAGAAAGAAAGAAUAAGAUUAGACUUUUCUCAUGAAGAACUUUAUGAAUUUUAUCAGCAAUUAGAGACUAUACAGAAGCAACUGGAUACACUUUUUAAAUAAUGUAUUAAAUACGGAAACUAUUUGU